UUUAAUAGCCAACAGAACAAUAGAGAGAGAGAGAGAGAGAGAGAGAGAGAGAGAGAGGAAAUUUAAAAAUCCAAAAACCUUUUUUUUCUUUUCUCUCUCUGGGUUUUCUUUUUCUGUUAAGCCCAGAAAAUUUUUACCUCUUGAUUUUCCUUUUCUCCAAUCUUAAAAGUGGGUUUGAAUUUUUUUUCUUUUUUCUCUCUCGGUUUUCUCUUUGCUUUGCUGUUUUUAGGCCGUCACAGAAUCACAGCUCUCUGACCCCUGAUGGGUUCUUUGUGAUUCGAAUCAUAUAUAAAAAUACCACUGCUGGGUCUUCGUUAGACAUUUGGAGUUGAUGAAGAACAUAGGUUUAAGUUUUAGCUUAAUAAUGUACUUGUGGUUGCUUGAGUGGUUUCAAUUAAUACUUGGACAGUGAACAAGAUUUUGGUGAUCUCUUUUCAGAAUAUUUUAAGUGAAGAAAUGAGGUUACCUGAAGUGUAGGAUUUACUCAGAUUCACAGGCUGUAUAUUACUUGCUAGAUCAGAAGAUUAGAAGGAUCUUUUAGAAGGGGGAAAAAUAUAAAAACUUAAAAGAAAGGAAGGAGUACAAACGACGAGGAGUAGAUCAACAGGUCACCAUUUGCAAUGAAGCCUUUUGAAAGUGUUGUAACUGACUUGGAAGAUGGUAAGUUGGAGAAAGGCAAAGAUAAAGUGGCACAUACUAGUGGGGCAUUUCAAGUAUACAAUCAGGCCUUAUUGUCUGGCUUUGCAUAUUGCAUCUCCUCGUGCAGCAUGAUAUUAAUUAACAAGUUUGUCCUUUCCAGCUAUAAUUUUAAUGCUGGGAUAUUCCUGAUGCUUUACCAGAAUCUCAUUUCAGUGAUUAUAGUUUCUAUAUUGAGUAUUCUGGGUGUAAUUUCAACGGAACCAUUGACAUGGAGAUUGGUUAAAGUCUGGUUACCUGUGAACUUAAUAUUUGUUGGGAUGCUCAUUACAAGCAUGUUUAGCUUGAAGUACAUUAAUGUUGCCAUGGUCACAGUCUUGAAGAAUGUAACUAAUGUGAUAACUGCACUUGGCGAAAUGUAUCUAUUUAGUAAGCAUCAUGACAACAAAGUCUGGGCUGCUCUGUUCCUAAUGAUCAUUUCAGCAAUCUCUGGAGGCAUUACUGAUCUUUCAUUUCAUGCUAUUGGCUAUGCAUGGCAGAUCAUUAACUGUUUCUUGACUGCAUCGUAUUCUCUUACCCUACGUAGAAUCAUGGAUACUGCCAAACAACACACCAAAUCUGGGAACUUGAAUGAGUUCUCAAUGGUAUUGCUGAAUAACACCCUUUCUUUGCCUUUGGGGACUCUUCUUAUAUUUGUCUUCAAUGAGGUGGAUUAUCUUCUCAAAACGCCACUUUUGAGGUUGCCUGAGUUCUGGUUUGUAAUGACACUGAGUGGACUUCUCGGUCUGGCAAUCAGCUUCACCUCUAUGUGGUUUCUUCAUCAAACAGGUGCUACCACAUACAGUCUUGUUGGGUCACUGAAUAAGAUACCUCUUUCCAUUGCUGGUAUUGUGCUUUUCCAUGUCCCUACCAGUCUCGAAAAUUCUGCAAGCAUAUUCUUUGGUCUUGUAGCUGGAGUAUUUUUUGCAAGAGCAAAAAUGCGGGAAAGAUCGUAACCCUGAGAAGUUGUAAUCAUUAUGGGAUCCUUCAAUGGAAACUUUGGUGUAGCAUGCUGAGUAUACUUACAUGUAACUUGUUUGAUAUAAUCACAUGUUACUGAUGUUGGAAAUGAGGCAAGCUGUUUUGUAUCAAGUGGUCUGAUGAAAAAGGGUGUUACAGAAUUUCUCAUUUGCAUGCUAAUAUUUUGAAGUUUACUUGGUAUGGAGAAAAUGAAGAUCAUGUAAAAGUGUACUGGGCAUCUGGAUUUUGUUUGUUCUACGGAAGAAAAACUUACCACUAAUUCCUUUUCAUACGGUUCCUUUAAUUCUUUAAACCGUAACUUGUGUAGUGAAUAUGAGAGAGGGUUGGUUUGUGGUUUGUGCUAGGGUUAAUAUGAUAUAGGCCUUUUGUGUUUUAUUCCUAUUUUAAAUUGUAUCUUGAGGUUUUAAACAUUUCAAAAUAUCUUUUAUGCAGUUAAUUUCCAUUCAGAAAA
Messenger RNA from Ziziphus jujuba (common jujube), 2107 nucleotides. Its product is annotated as GDP-mannose transporter GONST1. Bases 621 to 1631 code for a protein of 336 amino acids. The record is from RefSeq and is a predicted model, not a curated record. Gene Ontology annotation, cellular component: Golgi apparatus. Lineage: Eukaryota; Viridiplantae; Streptophyta; Magnoliopsida; Rosales; Rhamnaceae. Gene Ontology annotation, molecular function: antiporter activity; GDP-mannose transmembrane transporter activity. The transcript is spliced from 11 exons.